Molecule: messenger RNA, 1731 nt
Organism: Rubroshorea leprosula
Lineage: Eukaryota; Viridiplantae; Streptophyta; Magnoliopsida; Malvales; Dipterocarpaceae
Source: the annotation of a GenBank genome assembly
CCCGAUUUCGCUGCACCAAAAUUUGCUUUGCUUUCGGAAAACUUAGGGCAUACAUUGAGGAUUGCUCUCGUUUGUCUGAUCGGACGGUCGUCGGUCGGGAUAGAAUAUGAGCGCCAGGAAGAAGGCUCCGCCAACGAGGACACGAGUCGGGAAGUAUGAGUUGGGGAGAACCUUGGGUGAAGGUAGCUUCGCCAAGGUCAAGUUCGCCAGAAACGUCGAGACCGGUGAUUGCGUCGCCAUCAAAAUCCUCGACCGUGAACAAGUUCUCCGUCACAAGAUGGUAGAACAGAUAAAAAAUGAAAUAUCAACCAUGAAGCUGAUCAAACAUCCAAAUGUUAUUACAAUCUUCGAGGUUAUGGCAAGCAAAACAAAGAUCUAUAUUGUUAUCGAGUUUGUCGAUGGAGGGGAGCUCUUUGAUAAAAUUGCCAAACGUGGGAGAUUGAAAGAGGAUGAAGCCAGGACCUAUUUCCAGCAGCUUAUUAAUGCUGUUGACUACUGCCAUAGUAGAGGGGUCUACCAUAGAGAUUUGAAGCCUGAGAAUCUUCUUCUGGACUCAGAUGGUGUUCUCAAAGUUUCAGAUUUUGGAUUGAGUGCAUUUUCACAGCAUGUUCGGGAGGAUGGGUUGCUUCACACUGCCUGUGGAACCCCAAACUAUGUUGCUCCUGAGGUGCUCACCAACAAAGGUUACGAUGGUACAGCGUCUGAUAUUUGGUCUUGUGGGGUUAUUCUCUUUGUACUCAUGGCUGGCUACUUGCCUUUUGAUGAGUCAAAUCUUAUGGCUUUGUAUAAAAAGAUACUGAAGGCUGAGUUCUCUUGUCCACCAUGGUUUUCUCCUGAAGCAAAGAAACUGAUAAGCCGUAUUCUUGAUCCAAACCCUCUUUCUAGGAUAACUAUUCCUGAAAUUUUGCAAGAUGAAUGGUUCAAGAAAGGGUACAGGCCCCCACAAUUUAACAAGGAAGACGAUGUAAACCUUGAUGACAUAAAUGCUGCUUUUAAUGACUCUAGUUCAACAGAACACCUUGUAACAGAAAGGAAAGAGAAACCUGUAUCCAUGAAUGCUUUUGAGCUUAUCUCUAGAUCACAGAGCUUUAGUCUUGACAAUUUGUUUGAGAAGCAGACAGUGGGCCGUGUGAAGCGAGAAACAAGUUUUGCUUCCAAAUGUCCUCCACAUGAGAUUAUUUCUAAAAUUGAGGAAGCUGCGAAGCCUCUAGGGUUUAACGUUCACAAGCAAAACUACAAGAUGAGGCUAAAAGGUGAUAAAAGUGGGAGAAAGGGCCAGCUCUCUGUAGCUACUGAGGUAUUUGAGGUGGCUCCCUCCUUGCACAUGGUGGAGCUCCGGAAAACUGGUGGUGACACAUUGGAGUUUCACAAGUUCUACCAGACCUUCUCAUCUGGAUUAAAGGACGUAGUCUGGAAAUCUGAAGACAUGGUUGAAGAGCCAAUGUGACUGCUCUUGCCUGGAGUUCUUUCCAUGGUUCGAGAGAGCCUAGUUUUGACUUGUUAUUUGUGCAUUCAGGUCGUAGCAAAUGCUAUUCCGGUCCAUUUCUUGGUUUACAGGUGAUGAUUUAUGUUAGGUUAGUGUGUCUAGUUUCUGUAGUAUAGCGUAUUGUCUUCCCUCCUCCCCUUUAAAAAAUGGGUUUAAUUUCAUUUUUCGUUGUCAAAUAAAUAACUGUAUCAAUGGAAUUUUUGGUAAUAGAUGGAUGUAUCCUUCAAUAAUGUGCCGUGUUCAUC